CUAGUGCUUCAGAAACGAGUGGAAGGUGGACGCAAGAUUAGCUUCUCUGACUGAACACGAGUUAAUCAUCUUACAAAAAUACUGUUAUACUUACCAAUAGAUACCAAGCGUAUCUGCUCUACUCUGAAGCCAUAACUGACUCUUAAUAUAUAGGCAAAAAAAAGGGAACCGCUGUGGUUUAUUUCUACUUUUCUUCGGGCAUGAUUGGUAAGGAUAGCUAGCAGCACCAGACGCUCCUCGCCGCAGCUAGCCACUUCCGACACUUUUGAAAGAAACUGUCCCUCCACCUGUUUGUGAUAGACAUGCAUAUUCAGCUGACUAGUCAGGCGUACUGUAAAAUGCUGUUACACACAGCCAAAUAUCCCCACUGCGCUGUCAACGGGUUGCUGGUGGCGGAAAAGACCAAAGAGAAGAAGAAAGACGGCCACGGUGGUCCCGUUCUGUGCGUGGACUGUGUCCCUCUUUUCCACGGCACUCUAGCUCUGGCACCGAUGCUGGAAGUAGCUUUGACACUGAUCGAUUCUUGGUGUAAGGAAAAUAACUACGUUAUCGUCGGAUAUUAUCAAGCCAAUGAACAGACACAGGAUUCAAGACCAAACCAGGUUGCACAAAAAGUGGCUGCCAGGAUUUCUGAGAACUUCAAUGAAGCCGUUAUCGUUAUGGUGGACAGCAGCAGAUUAACAAUGAGCUGUUUUGAGCCCAUCGUAUUUAUCUACGAUCACGUUGAAAACAAGUGGAAAAACAGAGAAGUAACAACGGACGCUUUUGAGGACUGGAACGAAGCACAGACGAUCACAUCUGCUCUGCUGGUGGGCAGGUCCUAUGAGAACUUGAUUGACUUUGACAACCACUUGGAUGACCUAAGAAACGAUUGGACCAACCCCGCCAUUAACAAGUCCGUCCUGGAUCUCUGUUAAGACCUGCCGCUGAAGUCUUCGGAAGCCCCACGUGAAAUUUUGCGGCCAUUUUUCGCUUGCAUGAUGCUACAUUGAGAACCUCCUGCACUGAAAGAAAUCGGCGGAGCACUGAUCAUCCUGGUCGAAAUCUCUCAAGUGCAGGCGCCACACAUGCACUGUUGGCCCUUGUCCACCUUUACAAGGUGAUGCGGAGGCGAUAAAGGCGAUUUGUUCUUAAAAUAAACGUUUCUGUUCUUUUGGUUUUCGAAAGGGUUUGUUUAUUCAGAUAUGUGCGAAAGAUCUAGAGCGUUGGAAUAAUGGAAAAUUGAAUAGCUAGUAGCCAUACUAAAGUGAAGUUCUAACUUAUUAAUAAAGCACAGGUAAUGAUUUUAUUUUAAAAUUUGAGAAUACAUCUAUAGAGAUCACAUCUAAAUGUGAAAUCUUUUUUUAAGGUUCAAAACAAGAUUCACAUAUUUAAAUGUACCCUGAUGCUGUAAAAACCUACUCUGGCCUACUUUCAUGCUUACACACUACUGUGUUUUUUUUCUUGUUUUCAUUACAAUGUUUUUGGAUGUUAGUUUUUGGCUAUACAGAAGAUGUACAGAUAGGUUUGGAUUUGCCAUACUUAUUUAAAUUUCUGAACUGCAUCAGGUCAAAGGAAUGUGUGGAUUUUGUUUUGCUCUAGAUGCUUCUCUGAAUAACUUGCUUAUAGCCCGUGUGUCCUUAAUUGACUUCUCUAAAUCACUUAAUUGUUGGAAUUAUAUACAGAUUUCCAGGUUAUAAAGCUGCCUUUGUAUUUAAUGAUAGAACUGUUCAGGACUGACCUCAAAUUUGUUUAAAAAACAUGGCAUUUUUGCAGAACCUUUAUGAACUGAAUGUAAAAUGAAAAGGGUUUCUGAGAGUGUCAAGGUACUUGCUGAACUUUUUUUUCCAUUUGUGAAAUAAAUUUGCAGUCUUUUAUUCAA
Fundulus heteroclitus (mummichog) is the source of this 1861-nucleotide messenger RNA. RefSeq names its product ER membrane protein complex subunit 8 (gene emc8). The record is from RefSeq and is a predicted model, not a curated record. The coding region runs from base 303 to 917 and encodes 204 amino acids. The transcript has 5 exons. NCBI's taxonomy places the organism in Eukaryota, Metazoa, Chordata, Actinopteri, Cyprinodontiformes, Fundulidae. Gene Ontology annotation, cellular component: EMC complex.